GCGGCGCGAACGGCAGCGCGGAGGGUGGCUCUGGGCUUGGCUCAGUGACUUCCCGCGCAGGGCCGGGCGGGACAAGGACCUGCUGCGUAGGCGGUCCUGGAGGAUGCGGCUGCAACCUCAGGCAGCGGCAGCGGGAAGCCCGGCGUCCUGCAGGUCAGCUGUUCAGUAGCAGCGGCCCUGGAGGGCUUGACGCCUUCACAGUGAUGGCGGAGAAGCGCCCACUGGGGACUCUGGGGCCUGUGAUAUAUGGCAAACUGCCCCGCCUGGAAGCAGACUCAGGGCCUGGACAUAGCCUGCCCCCCUCUGCUGGUAACCAGGACCCCUGCAACUACAAGGGCGCUUACUUCUCCUGUCCCAUGGGGGGUACUUCCAAGGCAGGAUCUGAACGGUUGGCAUCCUGGACCCCAUACUCACCCUUGUACUCCACAAGCGUAGCAGGACCGCCACUUCGGCCAGACAGCCUGUUUACCAACUGCCUGCUGUACCGCCCACCAGCGGAAGGUUCUGAGAAGAUGCAGGACUCCAGCCCUGUUGAGCUCCUGCCGUUCAACCCCCAGUCUCACACAUACCCGGGCCCACCACUGGCAGCACCCAAACCCGUCUACCGCAGCCCCCUGUGUUAUGGGCUCUCGACUUGCCUGGGGGAGGGGCCAGCUAAGAGGCCACUGGAUGUUGACUGGACCCUGGUGACUGGGCCCCUGUUGUCCUCUGCUGACCCACCCUGUUCUCUGGGCCCAGCUCCUGGGAAGGGCCAGGCCCUGGACAGCACCUUUUUACAUGGAGUGCCAGCUGGGGGAUCUGGCAAAGACCCCUCAGUGAGUUUCUCCUCAUGCCAGGCAUUCCUGGAAAAGUAUCGGACCAUCCACAGCACAGGCUUUCUGGCCUCUAAGUACACAGGUCCUUACUCUGGGGACUCCAAACAAGCAAUAGUAGAGGGGCCUUCGAGUCCUUGGACACAGCUGGCUCAGCCCCUGGGGCCACCGUGCCAGGAGGCAUUGCCUACCCACUACCCACUCCCUCCCCCUCCACAGGCCCUGCCUUGCCCCCCACCUUGUCGUCACCCGGAGAAGCAGGGCAGCUACAGCUCUGUGAUCCCACUGCAGCCUCUGGGAGUCCAUAAGGGGACUGGAUACCAGGUUGGUGGGCUGGGCAGCCCCUACCUGAGGCAGCAGGCAGCCCAGACUCCGUACAUACCGCCAGUGGGACUGGACACUUAUUCCUACCCCUCUGCCCCACUCCCAGCACCCUCACCAGGCCUCAAGCUGGAGCCUCCUCUUGCUCCACGGUGCCCACUGGACUUUGCCCCGCAGACUCUGGGGUUUCCUUAUGUCCGGGAUGACCUGUCUCUCUAUGGGGCAUCCCCUGGGCUUGGAGGGACACCACCUUCCCAGAACAGUGUGCAGUCUGUGCCACAGCCCAGUGCCUUCCAGCAGGCGUGCCAGCCUUUGCCACCCAGUCAGCCAUGCUCUGAGCCUACGAGGCCUGCUGAAAAGCCAGCACAGGAAACCGAAGAAAAGACAUGGCUGCCCAGCUGCAGAAAAGAGCAGCUCCAGACCCCGCUCAGCGAACACUCUGGAGCUCCCAUUGUCAUCCGAGAUAGUCCAGUGCCCCGCACCUCACCAGCAUUGCACCCCUGUGCCCAAGAGCACCAGUCUCUCCCACAGAAGGAGGGUGCUAGACCGCCUGGCUCUCCACCAAUGCCUGUUAUCGACAAUGUCUUCAGCCUGGCCCCCUACCGUGACUAUCUCGAUGUGCAGACGCCAGAGACCACAGCUGAGCCAGAUUCAGCCCCAGCUACCAGUGAAAGCCAAGACAAAGACUGCAGGGGGACUUUAACUACCCAGGAGGGAUCCUCAGAGCCUUGCUGCUCACUUCGGGAGGAGGUGGCCUUGGACUUGAGUGUGAAGAAGCCCACAGCAGAGGCUGCUCCCAUUCAAGUCCCUGAUCCUACAGUGCAAACCAAGCCCACUGCAACCGUGGACACGCCAGAUGCAGGGAACAUAGGUUCAGGUCUUUCAGGGCUGAAAAAGAUGGUCUCAGAAGCACCUGGGUUGCCAGUGGCCGAAGAGGCCACACCAAGGACCAACUUUCACAGCUCUGUGGCCUUCAUGUUCCGAAAAUUCAAGAUUCUCCGUCCAUCACCCUUACCUGCAGCUGCAGACCCGGCCACACCCACCUCAGCUCCUGCCCCUGUACAGCCUGCACUCACCCCAUCAUCUGUACCCAUGGGACUGCAGAUUCUCACUCAGCCCUUGCCAGUGGCAUGCUUCAACCUGGCCCUGCCUAGCCCUCCAGCCAUAGCUGUGGCGGCCCCAGCCUCGACUCUAGCCCCUGCCCCUGCCCCUGCCCCUGCCCCUGCUCCUGCUCCUGCUCCAGCUCCUGCUCCUGCUCUAGCUCCAGCUCCAGCUCCAGCUCCUACUGUAGCCCCAGAAGACACCCCAGAGCAGCGUUUUACAGGGCUGCAUGCAUCCCUGUGUGAUGCCAUCUCAGGCUCCGUGGCCCACUCCCCACCAGAGAAGCUGCGGGAGUGGCUUGAGAUGGCCGGACCGUGGGGCCGGGCUGCAUGGCAGGACUGUCAGGGAGUGCAGGGACUGCUCAGCAAGCUGCUGUCCCAGCUGCAGAGGUUCGUAUGCACGCAACAGUGCCCCUUUCCCCACGUGGUGCGGGCCGGCGCCAUCUUCGUGCCCAUCCACCUGGUGAAGGAGCGGCUCUUCCCACGGCUGCCUCCUGCCUCUGUGGACCAUGUGCUGCAGGAGCACCGUGUAGAGCUGCGGCCCACUACACUGUCAGAGGAGCGUGCGCUGCGGGAGCGUGCCCUGCAUGGCUGUACCUCACGCAUGCUGAAGUUGCUGGCACUGCGCCAGCUGCCUGACAUCUACCCUGAUCUGCUGGGCCUACAGUGGCGAGACUGUGUGCGCCGCCAGCUGGGUGACUUUGACACUGAGGCUGGAGCUAUUCCCACCUCAGAACCCACUGUGGCCAGAGAUGAGCCAGAGAGUAUAGCCCAGGCUCGGAAGUCACCAGCCCCCAAGGUCAGGAAACCAGGGCGGAAGCCACCAACCCCUGGCCCGGAGAAAGCAGAGGCAACUGCUGGGGUUGGGUCACGUGGUCCCUCACCUACUCCUGCCAACAGCACCGGCCCACCUGGCCCCACGCUGAAGGCCCGCUUCCGAAGCCUUCUGGAAACUGCCUGGCUCAAUGGCCUGGCAUUGCCCACGUGGGGCCACAAGGCCUCAGGACCUGACCGGCCCCCACCUUGCCCACAGCUACUGGGCAGCCAGAGCCAUCACCUGUAAAGUUGGUUGCAGGUGCUGUUGGGACAGCCAAAUGUCUAGGAUCAGCCUCUGCUUCUGCUGCCCAGGGCCAGGAGUCCAUGCUGGGGUAUGGCCAAUCCCUUGGAGUAUCUUUAGCUCUCACGCUGGGGCCUGCGAGGCUGGACUGACUGAAAGCCCCUCAGCUUUUUAACAUGAGGGUCUUCAUUGGAAAGGACUACUUCCUGUUCUUCUCUAGAGAAAGCAUGUGGGCUCUGGAGCCCAACAGACCUGGCCCGAAUGCUGGCUGCUGUUCCUUGCUGCGUGACCUGGGCAGACCCUUCGCCUCUCUUGAACCCUCGUUCCCCAUUGUAACGUAGGACAACACGGCCUACCUCACAGGGUGGUUGUGGGGAGAUGCCUGACACACCCGUUGCCAGAUGGUCUCUGCUCCCUGCCUGAGACAGGUCUAGGACCUCAGCCCAGGCCUGGAAUAGGAAGCUGAGGCAGCAGAACCUCCUGUUAGAUAGUCUUUAUGUGUCUUAGGACUUGGUUAUCUUAAGAGUGGUACAUUGUACAGUGUAUAUGGCUUGACACACUUUCCCUGGUCUCUGCUGCUGGUGCAGCAAUAACAGCCUGGGACUGGUGUCCUUGCAGGUCUGCUGCUCCUGCCCCAGGGAAGCCCCAGGCCUGUCCUGCAUUGUCAGCCUCUCCGGUGACUUCCUGAGCUGCCUUUACCCACACCAGGCGUUGACCCAGGAAAGUUGUGUUUUCUGGAAGCCAAGCAGCUACAGGGACUCAGGGACUUAAAGCAGACAGGCUGAGUGGCAGCUCCGUCCUAGGAGGUCUCUGAAUUUCUGGACUGGGGACCCUGGUACUUCCCAAGCCAGAGCCUUAUUAGCCAGGCUUGCUGUGGGCCACCUCCCUGCAAAGUGCUGAAUUGAGCUGGAGGCUGGGGAGCUGGGGCCCUUGGCCUUAUUUAAGAGUUUGUGAUAAGCCUGUGGAC
This is a messenger RNA of Urocitellus parryii (Arctic ground squirrel), 4257 nucleotides long. It is a transcript of the gene Prmt2ip, whose product is annotated as chromosome 6 C15orf39 homolog. NCBI's taxonomy places the organism in Eukaryota, Metazoa, Chordata, Mammalia, Rodentia, Sciuridae. The record is from RefSeq and is a predicted model, not a curated record.